AUGAAAGCAGUCGUAUUCAAGGGACCGGGGAAGGUGGUGAUUGAAGACAGACCAAUUCCGAAGAUUCAAGAUGCAGGAGAUGUUGUCGUGAAAGUUGAAAAGACGGCAUUAUGCGGCAGCGAAUUACACGUCUUCCGCGGUCAUCAGCCAUCUGCUACCGACUUUGUAAUGGGCCAUGAGUUUACCGGUCACGUUCACGAAGUAGGCUCAUCGGUAAAGACCUUGAAAGUUGGCGACCAUGUCGUCUCUCCCUUCACAACAUGCUGUGGCGAGUGUUUCUACUGCACCCACGGCUUCUCCUCGCGAUGCGUCAAAUGUCAGCUUUUUGGAUGCCCUGCCCUAGACGGCGGCCAGGCAGAAUACGUCCGAAUUCCCCUCGCAGACUCCACAGCCGUCAAAGCACCACCUGGCAUCAAAGACGAGGCACUGGUUCUUAUGGCAGACAUCUUCCCAACAGGCAUGUUUGCAGCUAAGAACGGCUUCCAAUAUUCCACUCCCGAGGAGAUCAAGGACAGCGUCGUUGUGCUUAUUGGCUGCGGUCCCGUAGCUCUCUGCGCGCUCUGCAACAUCACCGACUACAAGCCAAAGCACAUUCUCGCUGUCGACUCAGUACCUUCGCGCCUCGAACUUGCCAAGUCACUGGGUGCGGAACCCUGGAACUUCCAGACUGAUCGUGAGGGUCUCGAUAAGCGCGUCAAGGAGCUCACAGACGGCCGGGGAGCAGACAUUGUCAUCGAAGUGGUCGGUCUGUCUCCUGCGCUUCGAAUGGGAUACGAAUUGAUCCGACCCUGGGGCGUCAUCAGCUCGGUCGGAGUUCACAACGGCGAGAUACCCUGGUCUGGAAAUGAGGCGUAUGGAAAGAACGUCAGAGUUCAGAUGGGAAGGUGCCCUGUGAGAAGUGUGUUUGAGGAAGCACUUGACAGCUUGAAGAGGCAUCAGGAUAAGCUUGGCUUUAUGGCUGAUAAAGUCAUGCCGUUGAGCGACGCCAUUGAGGGCUACGAGUUAUUCGACAAGAUGAAGGUGCAGAAGGUCGUUUUCGAGGCGCAAAAGUAG
Molecule: messenger RNA, 1053 nt
Organism: Alternaria metachromatica
Lineage: Eukaryota; Fungi; Ascomycota; Dothideomycetes; Pleosporales; Pleosporaceae
Exons: 4
Coding region: 1-1053 (350 amino acids)
Molecular function (GO): oxidoreductase activity; zinc ion binding
Source: RefSeq, a predicted model, not a curated record